This is a messenger RNA of Rhopilema esculentum, 10851 nucleotides long. The record is from RefSeq and is a predicted model, not a curated record. Lineage: Eukaryota; Metazoa; Cnidaria; Scyphozoa; Rhizostomeae; Rhizostomatidae.
AAUAAAGAAGAUCUGGCCAUGUGAUAUUAUUAAUCUAUUGGCUUCCUCAUGUUGCAAAGACAUAUAUUCUCGCACGGAUUCACUCCUCCGCUAGUCGCAUUGCUGAUUGCAGUUUUGAUCGUGAACUUUUUGCACACUGGAGUGCUGGCAGAGCAACAGAGAUGCCACCAACUCGGCAGUGUUCGACAAGGAGUCACUUUGACUGUAAAGGACAGCAAAGCAAAGCACUUGCUAGGCCCUGCCAAGUCGCUCAAAGACUGUAUUGCCUUGUCUUGCAAAACAAGCGAUGCAAAUUACGCAGUUCUUGAGGAUGGAAAGUGCCAUGCACUUCAUUGCAAGAAGAAUACCUGCCAAAUAAGUGAAGAUGUUAAAUCGAAGCAGAAGAUUGUAGGCCUUUCUAGGGGCAGCAAGGCAAAAUCUAAGCAUGCAAAGAAAGUUAUUAGCAAGAAAAACCAAAGCAAAGCAAAACCUUUGUCGAGGUCGACUGAGGCAAAUACACCGACCGCAAAGACAUCGAAUUGGACGUUGGCAUUUUCCACAGUAGUUGUUCCAAGUAACAAGACAAAUCCUUUGCUAACAAGUGACUCUGAAUCUCAUUUUAAAGUAGAAAAGAAACACAAGUCGAUACUGUCGACAAAAAGUACUGCUAAAGUUUCCAAAAGUACUAGGAAAUCUCCUAGUAAACUUAAACAGACUGUAAUUAAAACUAAAGUUCAGCAAAAGCUGCAUAGAAAACAUUCGAAGAGGAGGGCAGGAUCGAAUAAGAAAGAUGCGGAGACCCGUUUUCAUAAAGAAAUUGUAAAUAGUACUUCUAGACGACUAACGAGAGACUACCCGUAUCAGUAUUAUCAGUAUCAGUAUCCUCCAUCAGACAAAUCGUAUACGACACAAGAAACCGACUGGAGGCGAGAUACAGUACCAUCAGCCGACCAAUCGUAUGCUGGAUACGACAGCAUUGAUAGGCAACCUUUAUUUACGACCCAGGAUGAUUUAGCAUCAGUCAACCAAGUUAGUCUUAGGGAGGGUGAUGCCGAUAGUCAAGGCAAUGGGAUAUUUUCAUUACCCAUUGCCAGCCUUGUACGUAGAACGGAAAUACCGGAAGGCACUCAUCACAUAUCCGCAGUAUCAAUAGUUAAUGACAUGCUCCCAGCUAGCAGGGCACAGAACCCGUACCUUACGGAUCGUGACACCAUUCCACUUUUAUCUUCAUCGGACGAUCGUCAAAGCACAGGAUAUAUUGCAAGCAACAACGGUGACGUUCAGGAUUCAUCGGACAGGACGAAGCUGUAUAGCCUGACAGGCUUACCUUCGCAGUAUCAAGUUUCAAAGCAGGGUCAGGCCUUUGCAGCUGAUUUAUCAAAGCAGUAUACUUCUUCUGAUGGACUGCCUCAAGCGAAUCUUGCGAUGUUUCCCGUUGGUCAAUCAGAUUCAGGUCUUACUAACUACAAGAAUUACGUUUCAAAUGCCACUGGAAUACCCUUAGGCCAGUACGCGCCUCUUGCCCCUUUGGCUGCGGGCAGCACUGAAGAUCAGUCUCCAACCAUGUCACCAGUUGUGAUUGGAUCAGAUCAAAGUAAUGUUAGUCCAUUGUCUCCGAAUAAUGCACAGAGUUUAUCAGGGAACCCCAAUAAUGCAACGGCUACAUCAUCAAUGGAGAUGGAUCUAACCGACCCAGGUCAUGCGCCAAACUCACCGGAAGCGUUCAAGGCUAACAUGAAAAAGCUGGCAAAUAUUUCUGCAUUAGCAAAUGUUUUGCCUUCAAAGGAAGUUGCCUCUGUCGCUGAUCUCUCGCCGAAUCUCUCAUCAUCUGCUAGCUACCAGCCCCCUACCAUUGUCACAGUUCCAGGAAACGCUGCAAGCUCUAUUUCUUUGUCUGCAACAACCAGUGAAGAAGUUAAGAGCCCUGGAAGCUCAUUGUAUGCAGCUUUGAGCGCAGAACAGAUCAAUCCAGCAUCCAGUAGUUCAAAAAAUCCACAAGCGACAAUAUUUCCUUCUACUUCAACAGUUGAGCAAACAUCCUCAGUUAAGGAUGACUAUUCAACGAAUUCGAAAGUCCAGAUAAAUGACAUUGAUGCACCGGUGCAAAAUGCUAUUCUUCCUUUUGGAGGGAAAAAGGACACUUUCACCGAGCCUCAGUCGGGAGAUGGACAAUUAACGACAGGUUGGAAUUUUACACAGAGGGGAAUGCAGGGAACUGGAGUCAACAUGGAUUUACCGUUUCCCACAAGAUUGAAGUUGCCAGAACCAUCCCAAAGCCUUGCUCAAGCGUUAUCAGGUUUGUCUAUGGCUGUUUCUAGCAGACCAAUUGCAGAAGUACCUUUAAUUGAACCUACAGUUCUACCUGCCAUUCCUGUUUUUACAUCGGCUUCAUCUACCAAGCAACUCACAGAGGUGCCUUAUUUCACAACCCGACUUGAAUCUGCUGUUACUCCCACCCCAACAGAACGAUCCGACACAGCAACGUCGACGACUAACUACGAAGCAACAGAAAAUCCAAUUUCUGUCCAUAACGUAGACAUCACAGGGUAUACUUCUUCAUGGUCCAAACUUUCUAUUGCUACUGUAAACAGUGAAAUUCUGUCAAAUGUCCCAACUGCUUUCGCAAAGACAACAUUACCGACAGAAACAGAAAAGCCGACGACGCCUCCAACUAUUACACAAAAACCGAGCAAUAUCAAAAACAACACUGUGACUGUUCCACAGUCAGGUACAAAUUUACAGAGAAACCAUACGACUAGCACAGACGAGGACGCUGUUUCAUAUACCGAGACUGUUCUCGCUGACAAAAAUCAGACUUACGAAAUCACCUCAGACUCUAACAUAGAGCCGACAGACAGAAUAAUGACAAAGAACAAAACAGCAGACCAACAGAUUUUGACCAGUGCAUUAACUACCAGAAACCAGACCAUUCAAUCUACUGCGGUCGGUCAUAUAUCGCCCGGUAGUCGUAUCCCACCGACCGAUCAGACAGGACAUUUGUCACCUAUUUCUAAACCAAAGUUAAAGCUUUCGGACAACGGCAACGUCAUUGUCUUGAACAAUAGUACACAUACCACCGAACGACCAGGGAUACAAAAGAUUUACGAGCAAUACCGACUUGAUGCAAAACGUAAAAAUAAGUUGAAAAAGCAGCGACGUAAAGUGUUUAAAAAGGGAAAUGGUUGCAACGAACCACUUGGUCUCUCCAAUGGCCUAGUACGAGAUUACCAAUUGACUUCAUCGUCCUAUCUGUCCCCUGAAUACGCUCCUGCAAAGGGGCGACUUGGCAUGCAGCAAGGUGGAGCCAAUGGUUGGUGUGCUGACCCCCGGUUGAAUAAUGUAACCCAGUACUUGCAAGUAGACUUUCAAAAAGUGCAGGAGGUUUGCCGAGUGGGGAUGCAGGGCCAUCAGAAUUUGAGAAAUUGGAUCUCACAUUAUAAAGUUUCAUUCUCAAUGGAUGGCAGGCAUUGGUCCAUUUACAAAGAAGGCGGUAAAGACAAGGUUAUUCAAGGAAAUAUUGCGCAGGAAGAUUGGACAUCGUACAGGCUCAUUCUUCCAAUUCGAACGCGUUUCAUUCGGAUCCUGCCGCAGACGUGGGAGGGCAACGCCAUUUGCACGCGUGUCGAGUUUUAUACACAAAAUCAACAAGGAGGUGAAGUGCUGUAUGGUCGAUCAAGUAUACCAAAUGCAAUGCAGAAUUUAAUUGACGAUCUUAGCUUCGAGAAAAUCGACAAUGAAAUAGUAUUUGAUAGUUCACCGAUGGGUAACAAUGCUUAUCUCAACAAAGGCGCGGCAGUUUACGAUACGCACGGAAAGUGUCGUCAUGCCGCGCGGAUUAUCGAGGGAUCUGAUAUUCUGCUUGAUGGAAGAAAUAUGCGGGUGAAACCGAGGGAAGCGAUCUCGAUUAGCGUUUGGAUUAGAAUGGACAAUACCGAAGGUGUUCAUUCGAUAUUUGAUACUAUAGGAGCGAACUCUAGGCAUGUUUUGGGGCAAUAUCAUUUUGAAAUUGUCGGUGGUGCGGUGCGAUGGUUCCAUCGCGAUGAAAAUGGUACUCAGAUCUUCUCCGCGAUUACAGAACCGAAUUUCGUAAGCCCGCGAGAAUGGAAUCAUCUUGUUGCGUCAUACGAUUCUCAAACUGGUGAAACAAAGAUCUACGUAAAUGGAAGCCGUGUGGCAGACACCAAAGGAAGUGGACUGCUAUCGCAAGACUGGGGUGGUCGCGUAGGCCUCGGCAGGCAUAAAGAUACACGUGAUCUUCAAGGUGACAUAGAUGAAUUCAGAAUCUAUAACGAGGCUAUACAGGGUGAAAAGAUUUUGGAAUUAUCACGGGAAUGCAACUUUGAUAAAUACUAUUGUGGCUCUGUGCUGACUGCUGAACGUGGGAUGCUUAUAACACCGGAUUACCCGUCGCUGCAUCACGGACCAGUUGAAUGUCUUUGGGAAAUUAAGGGUAUGCCGGGGGAGAUAGUUGCUAUCGAUGUGAAAGAGUUUGACAUUAACAACUGCAAUGCUUCAAGACUUGAAAUAAGGGACAGAGAUAAUGAUACAUUAAUUGGAAGCUACUGCGGUGGAGCAAAACCAGGGAGAAUCGAAUCCCAUGGUAACCAGAUGACAGUGAAAUUUAUAAGCACAGGAUCACGGGAAGGAGAGCGUUUCAAAAUAGAAUUUCAAAGAGAAAAGAAAAGGACUUCAAAGAAGACAAUGAGUAGCCUGUGCCGCAAUUCGGAUUUGUACCAAAAUGUCACACUGGUUGGAGGAUCUAAAGCUGGUACAUUCACGGACUUGGGACAUACCAAUGACAUGCGAGCAUGCCAAGAAAGAUGUUGCGACAAAGAAACCUGCGAAAUCGCUUUCAUGAUUGAGGGCAGCUGUUAUGGAGUUCGCUGUUACGACCAGAAUUUGUGCAAAAUCAGGAAGGCUAAGAAUACGAAACUCAAUCCCAUGCUUUCAUUUAUCACAAGAGUGGGAAUAACACCACGGAUUGUCCCUAUGUUUGCUGAAAAGCCGAAAGUUUCGGCACCAGUUGCUGCAUUGAAGGCUCCAAGCAAUGCAAUCAAUGUACAAACGAUCUCAAAAGAGGUUAAAAAGCCCGAUCUUCAACCCGCCAAGCCAAAGCGCAAGUGCCUGCGAGGUGAAGCACACCACAACGUGACAAUGGCUCGUGGCAUGAAGGCUGGCAAUUUCACUUCGCGUGGUGUUGUGGAUAAUUUUGAUACCUGCUUCGACAAAUGCUGCGAAGAUAUCCACUGUGAUGCAGCCUUCAUGGUGAAGAGAACCUGCUUCUCAAUAAGAUGUAACAACGCAGACUCGUGCAAAUUCAAGGCUGCGAGGCCAUCUGCCUUUAACCCGACUUUAGCAUACGUCAUAAAGGACCAGCCGAAACCAAAAGUGGAAACUACUGGGACGGCCAAGUCUGCUGUUAUUGAAUCAAACAGCUGUACGAAGUCACGGGUGUCAAAAAUCUAUCAAAAUGUCACACUUAGAGACGGAAUCAAUUCUGGUGAGUUCAUUGAUCGAGGCAGUGUUGGCACGAUGGAUGACUGUGUCAAGCAAUGCUGCGGAGAUGACAACUGCAACUUAGCCUUCAUCAUUAAGGAGACCUGUUUCACUGUUAAGUGUAAAAGCUACGAAUCGUGUUCUUUGAAAGCAGCUGUUUCUCAUUUCUAUAACCCAAAGAUUGCUUAUGUUAAUUGGAAUCCACCAAGGGAUAAUCUUGGAGAAGGCAAAAACAAGUAUGAUUACAAAGGAUGUUGGCGAGACUUUGACAUGUCAGCAUUUGCCAUUCCACUACUAGAAGGAACAGACCCACUUCUGACUGGCAUUUACAAGAAAAGAGACGACCCAGUUAAUGAUUGUGCCACUGUGUCCCAACAUCGUGGCUACUCAGUCUUUGCGAUACAAAAUGGUGGUGCCUGCUUCAGUGGGCCAAAAGCUGCUUCGUCCUAUAAAAGAUAUGGUCCCUCGGAAUCUUGUAAAGGAGGCCGCGGAGGCGCAUUUUCCAACAGUGUUUACAAGUUGUUCGACGAUGGAUCUGUUAUGAGCCUGGGCUGCUGGGCUGACUUGCAAGACCGUGCCUUUAAACGCAUGGAAAAGCUUGAUGCUGCCCUUCAAGAGCCAUAUCAAAACAGGGCUGCCCCAAUUGAUGUAUGUGCUACAGUUGCCAAGAAACAUAGUGCAAGUAUCUUUGCUUUGCAAAAAGGUGGUCAGUGCUUCAUUGGAAAGGGUAGUCCUGAUACAUAUCGGAGAUACGGUCCGUCUAGAAAAUGCAAGUAUGGCCUAGGAGGGCAAAUGGCAAAUGACGUGUAUAUAGUUAGAGGAGACAAUGCAAACACUGCUAAUGUGCAGACCCAAACUACAAAUGCAGUGAUGAAAAAUAGAACAGGAACUGAAGAAGGAGAUGGGCAACCGACACCCCAAAGUCCGUUGACAACACAACCACAAACUACCACGACUCCACCACCAACAACAACAAAAGCAACAACAUCGACAACAGUAACAACAACAGCAUCAUCGGCACCUUUGACAACAACAACAGCCCCAGUUGUUGAAACAACAACGCCAGCAGCCAUAACAACGACAAUUUCAGCCAAUACCGAAUCGAUGCCAGAAACCACUGUUCAGGCUACAGCAGCAUCAAAUGCCAACAUAAAGUCUGCGGACACUUCCACGUCGGUCAAUGAACAGUUACAGCCUGGUGAGGUUGUAUACAAAGAGCAACUAACAGACACGGAACAUAUCAAGUUCGUAUACUCAGCCGAUGCUGUAGUACCUAAUGUAACGUUAGCGGCCGGAAUCAAUUCUGGGACUUUCAUAGAUAAAGGAACAAUUGAGAAUAUGGAUGACUGUGUUAAAUCAUGUGGACAAACGAACAACUGUGAUAUUGCUUUUAAACUUGGUAAACAAUGCUUUGGAAUCACCUGUAAGGGUCCGGACAGUUGUCGAACGAAGCCGGCUUUCUCCGCUUUUUAUAAUCCGCAAAUUGCAAAAGUCAAACAUCGAACUAUCAAAACACCGAGAAGAAAAGAAGAAAUACAAACCGAUAGCAACCCAACACAACGCUCCCUAUGUAAAGCAAAGAACACGGUCAAUAAUGUCACCUUGGUUGACGGAAUCGGAGCUGGAAAUUUCACGGACUUAGGCCAUAUCACUGAUAUGGAUGAUUGUAUUUCACGAUGUUGCAGUGACUCUAAAUGCGAACUCGCUUUCCGAAUCGAGGAUGACUGCUACGGAGUCACUUGCUACAGCGAACAUUCUUGCAGGACACGUAGUGCUCGCAAUGCAAUCAGCCUGCGUCCAAUAAUAGCCUUUGUCAGAGAUGUCGGCAGCAGGCAGGUAUUGAUGCAAGAAAAUAGGGCAAAUAGUGGAGAGAAAAAGAGCUCAAAAUCGUCAUCCAAUAAGGGAGCAACUUGCAGCUCUGAGGUUUGGGAAGGUGAACGACUUGAGAAUAUGACGUUGGUCGGAGGAGUCAGCGCUGGAGAGUUUACAGAUCACGGCCAAACGGACACGUUCGAUGAAUGCAUGGGCUAUUGUUGUGGAAGCAAAGAUUGUGAUUUGGCAUUUAUGAUCGACAACGACUGUUACGGUGUUCGCUGUAAAGAUCCAUCUAUGUGCAAAACACGGCCAGCAAGGCCCACUAAGUACAGGCCGAUAAUAGCGUUCAAGAAGUCGUCUGCAACAGGUAUUGGUGUAGCAGUGCAACCGGUAGUCCCUAUUGUUAAGACAAUGUUUAAAGACCGGACGACCAUUCAAGACAAUAUAGACGACACAACCUUUGCAGUUAGAGCAUACUACUCACCACUGACUACUAACUCACCUAACUCACUAACGACUGCAACGACAACAGCUAAGACAACUAUGACUGUCAUACCUAGACCGCCAGGUACGACACCUGGAUUUUCGUCCACUCUCGUCAAAUCCAAAUCAUCCGCAACGCCAACGUUUGGAGAUCCAUCGAAAAAGCAUUCAUGUGAAGCAGGAUCAAUUACCUAUAACGCAACAUUGAAGAUGGGAAUGCACUCUGGUCUAUUUACAAAGUUAGGCCAUGUAAAUAAAAUGGACGACUGCAUCGAGCGCUGCUGCAGAUCUUCAAACGCUGAUGUUGCAUUCAUGCUUGGAUCUGUCUGCUUUGCUGUGAAAUGUUACAGCCCUGAGCUCUGUAAAGUCGCCCCUGCUAUGAUAUCAAAUAUUGGCAACCUGAACAUGAAUCCAACGCUGUCAUUCUUGAAGAAGAAGGAGACCGCAAUGACUGUUGGAAAUGAUAACAAUGAUAUUGACGUCAUAAUCGACGAGAUUACUGACAAAGGCGACGAACAGAACGCUAACAAACUCGCUAGUAGUGCUAAUAGCAGCCUUUUGACUAACCUAGCAAAUAUAUCAACCGCCUGGGAAGUUCAUGAUCGUAUUCGACCAAAUCCACCUCGCCCAGGUAAUCAAACACGUGCAGUUAUAUCUGAUGAGCUGAAGAACUUCAGUGCUGCAAAGGAAGAAUCAAAAGAGGUUUGCAAGGACAGUCCAAUCACAUACAAUGUCACUCUUAAAGGAGGGAUUCAUGCAGGUAAUUUUACCAAUCAAGGAGAAGGCCUAACAGCUAGAGAGUGUAUUGGUAAAUGUUGCGAAAAGAAAUCUUGUGAUUUGGCCUUCAUGUUUGCUGACCUCUGCUAUUCGGUUGAAUGCAAGAAUGAGCAAGACUGCCAAGCUGUUGUAGCCAAACCCUCACGUUUGGAUCCUAAGAUUUCUUUUGUGAGCCGGAAUAGAUUGCCCUAUGACGUUGGCACUAUGUUUGACGUCAGCACAACCGUCAAUGAAGAUGAGAAAGACAUCUGCGACGAGGCAAAAUUAUCAAAAAGCCCGAUUAUGAAUAACAAGACACUCGCUGGUGGGCUUAAAGCUGGAAAUUUCACCUACUUGGGAAGAACAAGAGACAUGAAGCAAUGCCUUGGCAAGUGUUGCAGCUCCAGAAAAUGCGAUGUUGCCUACAGAAUCGAUAACGACUGCUUCUCUGUCAAAUGUUUCUCUCCCGAUUUAUGCAAGGUAGCAGACACACCAGCGAAGAAUGGAUUUGUUCAAAUUGCUACGUUAACGCCAGUUGACAGGCACAAGCUUAACACAAGGUCGAUUGCCGUUUAUGUGAUGCUCGGAUGUGUAAUUUUUACGGUUGUUAUUAGUGGCAUUGGCAUGGCUCUCUGUGGCUGGCUCAAAAGCAAGCGUAUGAAGUCGCAGCACCAGCAGACAGACGCAACUCCCAUGCCGGACAGGUGACAAUAACAGCGAAAAGGGACAGUGGAAAAAGCUUGGACGGAAUCUAGAAGAAAUAUGUAGAAAGAAAUAUUUUUAACUAUAUAACUUGAAGGUUGAUUUUCCGCCAGGUGGAUAACGCUAUUAAGAAAGGUUGAUCCUUGACGAGAUCGUUUACAAAGAUCGGCGGAUCGCUAUCGCGAUGGCUGCACACAAGGAAAAAUCACCUGGGUUAACCUGUGAAGAUGUUCUCCAAAGUUAUUUCGCCACAAACGGAAGUCGUGCCCACAACCGAUGAGACGUUCUCCCGACCUGAACAUCGUACCUUUCACAUUGUCAUGAGGAUGAGUCGUUAGAACUCUCUUCAACAUAUGAACUUUAAUUUGACAAGCAAGGUAGCAUAGCAGUUUCCUUGCGGAUUGGAUAAGAGAACAGAAAGCAGUAACGAUACGAUUUAGUUAUUUUUUGCAAACAAGCCUGUUGGUGCUAUCUUGUUUCGACACUUGCGUCUAGAAUGCAGCUUUGACAUUAACCAGCAUGUUAUUAAGUUUCAUAUAAUGUGUUUUAACGCGACGAAUAAACUGUUUAUGAAGUUUUUAUCAUCUUAGACAUGAUGUAACAGGUAUGUGAAAAAUCAUACAAGCCUUCUAAGUCGCUUGGGUACUUAAUGAUCAUAAUCAUCAUUCCUUUAAAAAGGCGACAAAACUACGUUUUGAACUCUACUUGCAAAGCAUAUUGCACCCUCCUUUACUACCUUAUUUCAGCAAUCUUGUUGCCCUGUGAUGUUUAAGCCGGGGGCCAGCUCGAUCUGUUACAAAGCACGGCCCUUUGCUGCACGAUGUGCAAUUUUUCAAGACCCUUUGAAUGCUUGCUAAUUCGGCCUUCCAAUUCUAGACCCUUGGGAUUUGCAAAACUUGCAUUUUCAGGAAAUAUUUACUCUUUGUUUUGAGUUACAUUUCGAGUCUUAGCUUUGUCGCUUGGAAACAAAGAUAUUUUGUCUAUGUAUUGAAAUUUAUUCAUGUACCAAGCGAUCUAAUGGUUAGGCCACCCCACACUUCAACGUUGAAUUUCAUGUCAUACAACGCUCAUUUUAAAGACGUAAGUAAUGCGACAAUUUGUUUUUAAAUUACUCUGACAAAGUUAAGUUUUAACACUGCUCUAUUUUGUACUCCACACAUCAAACUUUAUUGUUGAUAAAGAUUUAAUUCACGAACGACUUCGCCCAGAAAACCUUCUUACAGAAAAUAAGGAUCUUCGUCUCCUCAGCUUGUGUUUAUGUUCCCUCUAGGACAUGUUACGAAAAUGCUUAAUCUGAAACUGCUCAGUUUUAUAUCGAAAUAAAAUGGUUAAAUGAUCAAUUGUGCAAUGUGUCUGACUGGUUUUGAUGCAAUAACUCAUUCAUUAUCAACUCGGCCCUUUUUAGAUUAUCUCAGAAUCCCCUUAACUAUCCUUAGGUUAUCCUUAGCACCAGCGUAAAUAUCGAAAGAGUUGACGAAGAUUUUUAUUUAUGACUUGCCAAUUCGACGCAGGCAUAGAGCUAAAAGUUUUGUAAAUAAUUGUAGACAUAGCAUUAGGUUGUAAUAUAUGAUUUAAAAAAUAAAUACAUCUUUUGUGAUUUCAUGUUGUGAUUAAAUGAAA